Molecule: messenger RNA, 3420 nt
Organism: Drosophila takahashii
Lineage: Eukaryota; Metazoa; Arthropoda; Insecta; Diptera; Drosophilidae
Gene: Pvf3
Product: PDGF- and VEGF-related factor 3
Biological process (GO): hemocyte migration
Cellular component (GO): membrane
Molecular function (GO): growth factor activity
Source: RefSeq, a predicted model, not a curated record
CGUUAUCUGAACGUCGGGAACUGUGGAUUUGUCCGACCCUCCGUGGAGCAUCGCGACCUAACUUACCUUCUACCGGAGCAAAACGGCCGUUUUACCAUCUGGCCCAAGGAAUCAAAACAAACAAAUCAUUGCACAAACAAACCGAGACAUCACAUCGCAUCUAUAUGCAGAUAUAUACACCGGAGAUAUAUACUCGGAUGUGCGUGAGUGGAUUGGUGGGUGUGUUUUUCUUGCCUCCUGGCACCGCGUCAAAAGUCGCGCGCGGGUUCUGCGGCAGAUUUAUGUUCGCGGUAAUUGGUUGAAGCCAAAAAUCGAAUAACCAUUAAUCAAAGUGGAAAAACAAAUCGUCGAAAAUCUCAAGAGAAAAAACAUAUUAAAGAAUAUUAAAAAAUAAGUAAAUGAAAAGUGCCAUAAGUUAUGAAGUGCUAAUUAUUAAACAUAAAUUUUAAAUCACAGCUAUGAACAAUUAAAAUUCCUUUUAAGCAAUUAAAAGCGAAAUAUUUAAAUUGUCAACAAGUGUCAAAACAUAAUGCGUCAAUAUUAAUUGCGAAUUAUCAGACAAAAGAAAUGCUUUAAACAAACGACAAAGAAAAGUGCACAAUAAACGCGUGUGAGAAAAAGCAAAACAAAGAGCAGAGUGUUUCUAGAAAAGCGCCAAUAAAAAACAAUGAACUCCCCCAGGGGAAACCUCAUGAUCUUCAAAAUGUAUUGGCUAAUUCUGAUACUAAUGCCCCUCACUUGGGCCAAUGGCAGUGAUUUGAAGGGGGCACCUGUGAUGACCACAGUGGCUCCCACUCCGGGCCACCGAAAUGCCCAUCAGCAGCUGAGAUUGCAGCAAUUGCAGGAGGCGCAGCUAUUGGAGGCCCAUCAACAGCAACACCAUCAUCAUUUGCGGCACGAGCAGCAUUUGCGGGCCGAGCUGGAGGGGAAUCGUCAGCCCCCGAUCGAGAACUUUGAAGUGGCUGGAUCUGGAUCCAAGAAGGCCUUCUUCGAUGAUCCCCAAUUGCCCAUGCAGCAGCACCACUUGCGUCAUCACAAUCGUCAUCAUUUGAGCUGGGAACAGAGGGUCUUUCCCUCGCUGCGUCAUCAGCAGCAUCGAUUGGCCAUUGGAACGAGUACAGCCCGGAAUAUAAUGACCACUGAUGCACCCACUACCACAUAUCAUGGUCUGAUCUCAAAUCACUCGCGCUACUUCGAUAGGGAUGGCAUCUUUCCCGCCUGGGCCGAACCUCGAUCUACCAGAGGUCCCAACUGGCGACAGGAAGUGGAUACCAGUGAUUCCGAUGAGGACAGUGAUGAGGAUGACGACGAUGACGACUAUGAGUACGACGAAGACGCCGAUUCCAAUGGUGUCGAUGAAGAAUUGGCCCGACAAAUGCCCCGAUACUCUUUGUUCACCCAAAAGCUACCGCACAUUGACAUGAAGGAACCCGAUUACAAUGCCUACGAUCAGUCGGAUGAGUUGGAUAUAGUUUCGAAUAAUAAUAAUCAUAAUAACAACAAGCAUCCCAGCGUGGCCAAUCCGCACGACAAGUCCGCUGGCAAGCGCAAUAUAUUCGAUUGGCUGUUCAAACAAAAUAGGGAAAAAGAGGUUGUUAAAAAACCACAUACCACAACUACUUCAACGACCACCACUUCGACGACCACAACUGUAAAGCCCGUAAUACGCACUGAAAGGCCAAAAUUGCAAUUAAUAGAUGCCAAUCUGAAAAACCAUGGUGGCGAGGAGGAGGACUCAAAUGAGGAUUCGGAUUCCGAAUCGGAAGAGGGAUUCUCCAACGAACAGUGGAACAAAAUCGAGCAUGAACAUCAUCUGAAACAGCAGAAGCAUCAGAAGGAACUAUUGGCGAUGCGUGAGAAGAGCAGGAAUACCCCUCUCAUAAGAAACAUUGAGAAUGAGGAUGUGGAGAACAUUUACGCACGCAACUAUAUAGCCGGAAAGGUAACCCCGAAGAAGGAGGAGCAGUUGGGAAGCCCCGAGGCGGCGAUCAGAGCGAGACGUCUGCACGCUCAAAAGCAGAAAAGUGAGAGAGCCCUUGCCCACGCCCACAUGAACCAGGUGCUGAAGGAGGCCACCUGCCGAAUUCCCCAAAAACGCUGUCAGCUGGUCCAGCAGGAUCCCUCGAAGAUCUACACGCCCCACUGCACCAUUCUGCAUCGCUGCAGCGAGGACAGUGGUUGUUGUCCGAGCAGAAGCCAAAUAUGUGCCGCCAAGAGCACCCACAACGUUGAGCUGCAUUUCUUCGUGAAAAGCACCAAGCAUCGAAGCGUCAUCGAGAAGCGAACCUUUGUGAAUCACACCGAGUGCCAUUGCAUCGAGCGGUCGACAUACAACGAGGACACGGCCAUGGCCAACUACGGGCAGUCGGUGGUGCGGGCCACCAUACUGAGUUGCACCUGUCCGAAGAGCUUCGAGAAGAUCCUGCAGGAUGACGGACAGUGCCGGUGCGACUGCAGUUCCGGAAAUUACGACUGCGAUUGGUUGAAAAGGGGCAACGAGCACUUUGCCAUGAACGAUCGCAAGUCCAUACAGCAAGGUCGCUGCAAGCCGCCCACCUGUGAAUUCGGCCCCUACAUGGACAAACACGGUCGCUGUCCCAAGCAACACGAACAACCCGCCUAUAAUGCCAUGUCAUAAGCGAAUUAUCUCCCCGGAGAAGAGCAGAGAAAACCAGGAAAAGUAUUAUUCAGUCUGAGGCAAACUCAAAGGGAGACGAGAGGGGAAACUAGACACAUUUUCCUUUCCUGACAAGAGUAAAAGCAAAAAGUGAGACGUGAAUUUAGUUGCAUAUCCUAUACAAAACAAUACGAAAGUAAACCGAAAGGAAAUCUAUUUCUACAAUAGGAUGGGUCGAUUAUCAGGAAGGUUAAAUAUAUUAAAUUUCUGAAAAUUUUAAGUUUUAUAAAGAUAAGUCUGCUCGAAUGGCAGCUUGAACUAGCUCUAUAUAAUGAUAUUGAAUCAGAGAAUAACCAAAAUAAAGUUUUAAGUCAAAACAUAAUUUUACAAGAAUAUUGAUUACACAUUUUCUUCUCUCAAAAAAAUCGACCCAGCCUAAGAUACACAUACUAACUACGUAUUUGUAUAUCAGCUGAUUGUGCAUUAGAUGUAUUAAGACCACAACACUGUUUGUCCUCGAUCCAAUAAGCCAUUUAAAAUAGCGGCACACAAGGCAACCUUCAUUCAAGAAAAUAUAUAUCUUUAGCAAAAGGAAAUAAGACUUUUUUUGCGCAUGUUUUACUCAAUAAGAAACUGUAGCAUUGUCUAUAGACGUUUCAAUAUUCAAAACCCACAAAUAUACCAGAAAGAAUUAUGUGUAUUUUAUGCGUAUGCUAAAUGAAAUUCCAAAUAUAUAAAUUGACUGCGUUUUUAGUUUUAAUUGACUAAUGUUAUGUUAUUUAAUUAUAAUAAACACACGAAAA